Messenger RNA from Acanthocheilonema viteae, 1824 nucleotides. NCBI's taxonomy places the organism in Eukaryota, Metazoa, Nematoda, Chromadorea, Rhabditida, Onchocercidae. The record is from the annotation of a GenBank genome assembly.
AUGUCUGCUUAUAUACCUCGAAACGUGCUAGUCACUGGAGGUUGCGGUUUUAUUGGUUCCAAUUUUGUGAAUUAUAUCUUUGGAGUCUGGCCACAAACUAAUAUUGUUAACAUUGAUAAGCUGAUCCUGAAUUCGGAUGCUUUUUAUGUGAAUGAGGAAAUUGAUACGGUAAUACACUUUGCUGCGGAUUGCACUUCAACACGAUGUUACGACGAUCCAGUGGAAUCGAUUGAAAAUAAUGUGAUUGUAUUUAUCCGAUUUAUGGAGAGUAUUAGAUCCUAUAAUAAAGUCGAAAGAUUUAUACACAUUAGUACUGACGAGGUAUACGGCGAUUCUAACUUGGUAGCAGAUGAAAAAGGCAAAAAAGAGGAUGCGCUUCUUUUACCCGGAAAUCCUUAUGCAGCUACAAAGGCAGCCUGCGAAUCAUACGUUCAUAUUUGCUGCGAAUUGUUUGCAAUGCCAAUUAUUAUAUUACGCAUCAACAAUAUAUACGGACCUAAUCAAUGGGAUGUCAAGGUAGUUCCUCGCUUUAUUAAAUUAGCCAAAAAUAUGGAAAAAUUUACUGUGCAAGGUAGUGGCAAACAAUUACGUUCAUGGCUAUAUGUUGACGAUGCUGCUGAAGGCAUUCGAAAAGCUGUUGAAAAUGGAACAGUUCAUGAAAUUUACAACAUUGGAACUUGUUUUGAAAUGAAUGUAAUCGAUCUUGCACAUGUUAUACAAGCAGAAGUAGACCGACAACUUGGGCGAGAUCCAACUCCUGUGGAAUUCAUUGAAAUACUAGAUCGGCCAUAUAAUGAUUUACGCUAUUUCCUUGAUUACAGUAAGAUUAAUCUCCACACUGGUUGGUCACCAAAAGUAACAUUUGAAGAAGGUAUUAGGCGAGUUGUCGCAUCAACGUUAAAUCCAGUAAAAAAGAAGCAGAAAAUGGUCGUUGUCGUUUACGGUGGUAAAGGUUGGAUUGGACAGCAGUGCUGUAAGAAGUUGCUUGAGCGGAAGAUUCAUUUUACUUUAGCCAAUUGUCGAAUUGGAAAAAAUAGCGAUAAGGAGGUUUUGGAUGAGUUAAGUAGCAUCUAUUGCACACAUGUCCUCUGUUGUACAGGUAGAACGCACGGCGGUAAAUUCAAAACAGUGGAAUAUCUGGAAGGAGGACUAUGUCAGACUUUCGAGAACAUACGGGAUAAUUUAUACUCAACGAUAGCUUUAGCAAAGAUAUGUCAAACAUUGGGUCUACAUUUUACUUAUGUCGGAACUGGAUAUUUAUUUGCAUAUGAUCAGGAGCAUCCGAUAGGCGGCAAAGGCUUCGCUGACGAUGAUUUCCCAACAUUUUUCGGAAAUGCGUACUCAAUUGUGAAAGGUGUCACUGACCGUAUGAUACAACAAUAUGAAGGUGGAAUCAAAGAAUGCUUAAAUGCUAGAAUAACGUUACCACUGAAUUUUCGCUUAGAUGAGGAGAGAAAUCUGCUGACCAAAAUUUUAGAAUAUAAGCAAAUUUUCGACAUUCCAGUAUCGAUAACAGUAUUGGAUGACUGUAUACCUGCACUUAUUGAUCUCAUGGAAAGACGUGUUGGUGGCAAUUUAAAUUUAGUCAAUCCUCAACCGAUCAGUUUUUCUCAAAUAUUGGAACUUUAUAAGGAGAUUGUUUGUCCGGAUUUGCAUCAUUACGAGAUAUUAGAAGCAAAAGAUGACAGAUAUCGUGAACUGUAUGCGACAAAAGGAAAUUGCACUUUGGAUACAUCCAAAUUGGAACAGCUUUGCCCGGAGAUUCCGAACACUUUCGAAAGUUUACGGAAGGGUUUCACGAAGAUGAGAGAUAAUCUUAUGUGA